This is a messenger RNA of Corvus hawaiiensis (hawaiian crow), 1718 nucleotides long. Its product is annotated as transmembrane ascorbate-dependent reductase CYB561. The transcript is spliced from 7 exons. The record is from RefSeq and is a predicted model, not a curated record. The coding region runs from base 31 to 1125 and encodes 364 amino acids. Gene Ontology annotation, molecular function: oxidoreductase activity. Gene Ontology annotation, cellular component: lysosomal membrane. Lineage: Eukaryota; Metazoa; Chordata; Aves; Passeriformes; Corvidae.
UGCCUGCGGUGACACCCUCCCUCUGCAGCGAUGCCGGGGGUGCAGCUCCCCCUCGCUUUGUCAUCGCUCCGUUGCCGUGCCAACGCGCUGGCCGUGUCCCUGCUCAGACAUUGUCACCGCUGGGCCUGGCACAGGCAGCACCACCCGGCACCCACAGCACCAUGGGUCCGUCUGCCACAGCUGGCAGGGGGCUCCUCCCCAGAGGCAGUGCAGCGGGGCUGGGGCAGAGUGGGGACGUUGGACCCUGGGACUAGGACCAGCUGGCUCUGGGUGACAGGGAAAAGGAGAGGUGGCUGUGACAGUGGUGGAGGUGGCUCUAAUCCAUCGAGGGAUAACCCAGCACAAAGCACAACGCAGGCUGCCAUGGACGGGGCCCCGCCGCCCACCAGCCCCACCGGGCUCUCGGCGUACGUGGCCGUGUCGCAGCUGCUGGGCCUGACGCUCCUGGCCACCACAGGUGCCUGGCUGGGCCGCUACCGGGGCGGCGUGGCCUGGCACAGCCCCCUCCAGUUCAACGCCCACCCCCUGUGCAUGGUGCUGGGCAUGGUGUUCCUCCAAGGUGACGCUCUCCUCGUGUACCGGGUGUUCAGGCACGAAGCCAAGCGCUCCACCAAGGCGCUGCACGCGCUGCUCCACGGCCUGGCACUGGUCAUCGCCCUCGUGGGCAUCAUCGCUGUCUUUGAGUCGCACCGCACCAAGGGCAUCCCCAACAUGUACAGCCUGCACUCCUGGUGUGGCAUGGCUGCCUUUGUGCUCUACCUCCUGCAGUGGCUCCUGGGCUGUGGUUUCUUUCUGUUCCCUGGUGCCUCCUUCUCAGUGAGAGGACAGUACAAGCCCCAGCACAUCUUCUUUGGCAUCACCCUCUUCAUCCUCUCCAUCACGUCCUGCUUGUUGGGCAUCACUGAGAUGCUCCUCUUCAAAAUCAGUGAUUCCUAUAGCCACUUUGUGCCCGAGGGCAUCCUGGCCAACACCCUGGGGGUGCUGCUGGUGGCCUUCGGGCUGGUGGUGUGCUACGUGCUGACACGGGAGGAGUGGAAGCGCCCGCCACUGGCCGAGGAGAUGGCCUUGUCCAUGGACUUCAAGACCCUGACAGAGGGCGAGAGCCCCAGUGGUGGCAGCCAGUGACAUCCCCAGCUCCUGGUCUCCGGCACGGGCUCCUUGUGACGUCUGAAAUGUUCCUGUGCACCCUGUCCCUGGUGGUUUGCAUCUCUGCCCAGCCCUGGGUGACGACAACAGCUGGGGAAGGACACGCUUGGUGCAAUGAUGCCCUCUGGACUCAGCCUUGCUUGGCCUUAAUCAUCCUUAGCUCUCCCCUCCCCAGCCCCUGGCGACCCCCAAACGCGUCCCAGUUCUGUGGGAAUGGCAGUGCUGUGGGCAGGGCAGGGGCUGGCAGGGGUAUGAAGGAGAGGGGUCUCCAGGCUCUUCUCUCCUCUGGUGACAGGGAGUGGGAGCACAGAUUUCCACCCUGUGGGCAGCCAAAGCCUAUGGCCUGUUCCCAGUGGGCAGAGGGGAUGUUUGCCCCCCCUGGGAUGUCCCACUCACUGGCAGCCCCUCACCCUCCAGCAUGGCCACUUGUGGGGGACGCUCCCCUAAAGGGCUCUCCAGGAGCGACCCUAUGCUUGUGCAGGUUCGGCAGCUUCGUGUCUGAAGUGUUUUCUCCCCAUGCAUGAUGUGUUUGCUCAGUGAAUGCUCCCAACCUAAUAAAUGUUUGCAGCUAA